AUGCAAAUAUUUAAGCGUAAUCUUGACAUCGAUUUCACGACCGCCUGCCUUCUUUGUGUCUUCAAGCACCAUGCUGAACUUUUGGUACACCCAAUGACAACAAGCCAACAAAAUUCCGGAGAUGACGUUGGACUGCAUGAUUUAUUCGACGACCAAGACGUAUCAACUUCCUGUAUAACUAGUGAGAGUGGAUUUAAUGCUCUCGAGCUGAAUUCCAGCUCCGUUAAUAGUCAGCUUUGCCCAACAUACUUUUUAGUAGAGAAAGUGAUGCAAUCCAAGGCUUCUGCACAAAUGAAACUCUCGCAUCAACUAAACAGUGCCAUCAGUCUUUUAGAUUUAAUUCGCCACCCAACAAGUAUGCUACACUUUUGA
This is a messenger RNA of Protopolystoma xenopodis, 372 nucleotides long. The record is from the annotation of a GenBank genome assembly. NCBI's taxonomy places the organism in Eukaryota, Metazoa, Platyhelminthes, Monogenea, Polystomatidea, Polystomatidae.